GACGUCUAGGCAGCGGAGUGAUGACGGGGUGAGGCGGCCGUGCCGGAUCUUUAUUCCUGUGCAGGAUGCCUGUGUGUGUCUGGCUCUCAUUGUGAUUGAACUGCACGGGGGGAACCGCUGGAUUCCCCAUUUUCUCCUAUUUGUUCCAUCCAUCUCAUGCCCUGUGCUUUCUUCCAAGGGAUACAUUAUCUGUGCAUAAUUUCUCCCUGCACACAAAGGCACAGCUCCAGGGUCAAAGGAACAAGAGAUGCCAUCCGUGAUGGAGAAAUCUACAGGCUCCUCAGCGAUCAUCUCUCGUAAUAGAACCAAAUCUGACGGAUUGGGCAGCAAUUCUGAGGAGGACAGCAGUGAAGAUGAAGUUCCGAGGGACAGCAUGAUCCGAGUGGGGACUGAUUACCAGGCUCAGAUUCCAGAGUGUAAACAAGACCCUGCGACACAGUCUAAUAAUGUUGAAAUGAAGGGGAUGUUAGUGUGGUCGCCAAGUCCUUCUGUGUCAGGUGCAAAAUUGAAUGAGUACAUCACCAUGGCGAAGGACAAGCAUGGCUACAAUGUGGAGCAGGCCCUAGGCAUGCUGCUGUGGCACAAACAUGACGUGGAACGCGCUCUGGCUGAUCUUGCAAAUUUUACACCAGUUCCUGAUGAAUGGAGUGUUGAGGACAAGGUUCUUUUUGAACAAGCCUUUAGUUUCCAUGGCAAAUGCUUCCAGCGCAUACAGCAAAUGCUUCCUGAUAAACCCAUGACCAGUCUGGUGAGGUAUUAUUACUCCUGGAAGAAGACUCGUUGUAGAACCAGUGUGAUGGAUAGACAGGCUCGCCGGCUGCAGAGCAAGAGCAUUGAAGCCGGAAAUGACCCGCAGAAAAUGAGUGACACUGAGCCAGAUGCUGCUGAGGUCAAGAAAGAGGAACCCGAGAUGUCCACAUCAGAGGUGCCCAUUGGAAAGCCUGGGCCAGUCAAAAAGGAUCCCAUGGUUUCCCAGUACCGGCAUCAUCCCUUGCGAUCCCGCCGGAGGCCACCUAAAGGAAUGUACCUCAGCAAGAGCGAUAUUGGUGCAGUAUGUACCAGUGUGGAAAUGCCAGCACCCAAUCUGUAUCAGCUGGACAAGCAGCUCAUUUCACUUAAACGCCAGGUACAAAAUGUUAAACAGAUGAACAGCAGCUUUAAAGAAACACUUAACGGCGGAAUAGAUGAGAUGAGACCACCAGAGUUAAACAUCAAGCUGAAUUCCCGCUGGACCACAGAGGAACAGCUGCUGGCUGUACAAGCUGUCAGGCGAUAUGGAAAGGAUUUUCAGGCCAUCUCAGAGGUCCUGGGUAAUAAGACCCCAUCCCAGGUGAAGACUUUUUUCAUUAGUUAUCGUAGACGUUUCAACUUGGAGGAAGUGCUUCAGGAGUGGGAGGCAGAACAGGACGUUCCUCCACCCACUGUAUCCCCCGACUCCUCCAGUAAGAACUCUGGUUCUUCCCAGAAUACAAGUGAAGAUGAUGAUGAGGUACAGAUCACAUCCAUCUCCUCGUCAUCGCAGACCAUAUCAUCCACUACAACAGCACCAGCAGUUACAGCUUCUACCUUAUCUCUUCCUCCUCCACUACUGCGCCCGUCUCUUCCUUCAGCCCCUACGCUGCAUCGCCAACCCCCUCCACUCCAGCCAGGACGUCUCCUCCAACCUCGUCCUCCACCUCUUGUCCGCCCUGCCCCCCGGCAGAGCCCUCGUGCACCACCUGCCUUAUUGGGAAACCAUGCAGAGCCAGCCUUCUCCUGAGAACUUGUUUUAUAGAUCCCUUGUUGCAUUUUGGGAAUGGGGUGGGUUUAUUUAUGGCACGGUGGCACUGAAUUUGUAAGAUUACAACAUCUAACCUGUGGAUUAACUCAUUUUACCUCAACAGAACAAUACGGAAGAAUAAGUGACAUGACUGCAAUUGCGGAUUAGAGCACGCAAGACCAAACAAUACGUUUGAGCUGCAGAUUGGCAUUGUGUUUGCAGUCAUUUGAUGUAGUGACCUGUGAUAUGCAUAGAACAGAAGGGAAUGUGCCAGUUUCUUUAUUAUCAUUAUUAUUAUUAUUAUUAUUAUUAUUAUUAUUAGAUCAGUGAGUGGUUGAAUGUUUCCAUCUACCUGGCUCUCACAAGAAUGACUUAAAUCUUCCAGCUUCACAGCUUAGCUAUUGGUAUGAGGUGCCCCUGCGGGGUCAAUGGACUUUGUGAAACCUAUACAGUACAUCUGUGUCAAAAUGUGUCUUGGCAUGUAUCUUCAAGAUAGCUUUAUUCCAACUUGCACUUAUGCAAGUGUAUGUGAUAAACAUCAUUUUCAGGUUGUUGUCAUUAGACUGUUGGUGUGACCGUGUAGAUCGGCCACACUAGGAUAACGUUUUUGGGUAUGUAGUAGUGACUUUUAACUUUGUGAAUAGUUCAUUAAUAAUAAAUUUUUCCCUAGUGAUUUAA
Molecule: messenger RNA, 2437 nt
Organism: Pseudophryne corroboree (corroboree frog)
Lineage: Eukaryota; Metazoa; Chordata; Amphibia; Anura; Myobatrachidae
Gene: RCOR2
Product: REST corepressor 2
Exons: 13
Coding region: 248-1759 (503 amino acids)
Biological process (GO): negative regulation of DNA-templated transcription; regulation of transcription by RNA polymerase II
Cellular component (GO): histone deacetylase complex; transcription regulator complex
Molecular function (GO): transcription corepressor activity
Source: RefSeq, a predicted model, not a curated record